AUGUCGAUUGUAACACAACCACGACAAAUAAUUAUUCAAAUAGUUCGUAAAUCCGACGGUAAAACAAUGAAAAUGAAUAUAGCUGAAACUGACAAUCGAAAAGUACAAUAUAUUAAAAGUCAAUUGAGACAUUUAUUUCAUCCACACGACAAAUUUCGCUUGUAUUAUAACGGUAAACAUAUUAAAUCUCGACAUAAAUUAAGUUAUUAUGGUAUAACAAGCCAUCAAUCAAAUAUUGUGAUUAUUUUACAUUAA
Molecule: messenger RNA, 255 nt
Organism: Rotaria sp. Silwood1
Lineage: Eukaryota; Metazoa; Rotifera; Eurotatoria; Philodinida; Philodinidae
Source: the annotation of a GenBank genome assembly